CCCGCCGGCGAAACGGUGGGGAGGAAGGUGGGUACUUUCAAUCCCCUCUCUCAAAAAGUUCCCUAGGCAUUUUCGUAGCUGAGAAAACCCACAUGUGUUUUUCCAGUCUUCAAAAAUAUAAGCUCUCCAGGGUGGCGGCGGCGGCGGCAGCGGCGGUGGCGGUGGCGGCGGCGGCUCGGCCAGUACUCCCGGCCCCCGCCAUUUCGGACUGGGAGCGAGCGCGGCGCAGGGACUGAAGGCAGCGGCGGGGGCCAGAGGCUCGGCGGCUCCCAGGCCUGCUGAAAAUGACUGAAUAUAAACUUGUGGUAGUUGGAGCUGGUGGCGUAGGCAAGAGUGCCUUGACGAUACAGCUAAUUCAGAAUCACUUUGUGGAUGAAUAUGAUCCUACGAUAGAGGAUUCCUACAGGAAACAAGUAGUAAUUGAUGGAGAAACCUGUCUCUUGGAUAUUCUCGACACAGCAGGUCAAGAGGAGUACAGUGCAAUGAGGGACCAGUACAUGAGGACUGGGGAGGGCUUUCUUUGUGUAUUUGCCAUAAAUAAUACUAAAUCAUUUGAAGAUAUUCACCAUUAUAGAGAACAAAUAAAAAGAGUUAAAGACUCUGAAGAUGUACCUAUGGUUCUAGUAGGAAAUAAAUGUGAUUUGCCUUCUAGAACAGUAGACACAAAACAGGCUCAGGACUUAGCAAGAAGUUACGGAAUUCCUUUUAUUGAAACAUCAGCAAAGACAAGACAGGGUGUUGACGAUGCCUUCUAUACAUUAGUUCGAGAAAUUUGAAAACAUAAAGAAAAGAUGAGCAAAGAUGGUAAAAAGAAGAAAAAGAAGUCAAAGACAAAGUGUAUAAUUAUGUAAAUACAAUUUGUACUAAAAAAAAAAGAAAAAAAAAUAUAUAAGCUCUCCAAAUAUAUAUAUAUAAGCUCUCCCUUAAAAUCACUUUCCAAGCCAGUCUUGGCCGUAUUCGUCUUUUCUAAACUUAAGGUUGUCUCCACCCCUGUCAAUGGCACCCCACUCCAGUACUCUUGCCUGGAAAAUCCCAUGGACGGAGGAGCCUGGUGGGCUGCAGUCCACGGGGUCGCUAAGAGUCAGACACGACUGAACGACUUCACUUUUAU
This is a messenger RNA of Cervus elaphus (red deer), 1111 nucleotides long. Its product is annotated as GTPase KRas-like. The record is from RefSeq and is a predicted model, not a curated record. Gene Ontology annotation, molecular function: GTPase activity; GDP binding; GTP binding. Gene Ontology annotation, cellular component: plasma membrane. Bases 285 to 776 code for a protein of 163 amino acids. NCBI's taxonomy places the organism in Eukaryota, Metazoa, Chordata, Mammalia, Artiodactyla, Cervidae. The transcript has a single exon. Gene Ontology annotation, biological process: Ras protein signal transduction.